Triticum urartu is the source of this 4669-nucleotide messenger RNA. RefSeq lists its product as uncharacterized. Gene Ontology annotation, molecular function: protein kinase activity; protein binding; ATP binding. Gene Ontology annotation, biological process: protein phosphorylation. Lineage: Eukaryota; Viridiplantae; Streptophyta; Magnoliopsida; Poales; Poaceae. The record is from RefSeq and is a predicted model, not a curated record.
UUCUUUCCCCGAAAGAACUGCACAUAUGCGUACUGCUUACUUAAAUCUGCAAUCUACAGUUAGACGCCACCGCCACGGGUAGACAUCUUCUUCCAAAGGAGAUCGACGUUUGGUCUCACGCAGUGUAGCUCCAAGUCACAGCAAUGGCAUCUUUGUUCACAGGCCUUGCUAGGUUCCUUUGCCUCUUCAGCUUCUUUUGCAGCCUGCCACUAGCCAUCUGCGAUGAAUCCCAAAAUGAUAGACAGGCCCUGCUCUGCUUCAAGUCCCAGCUCUCCGGACCACCCGGAGUUUUGGCUUCAUGGAGUGACGCUUCCCGGGAAUUCUGCGACUGGCGUGGGGUCAUGUGCAGCGCAAUGCCGCCAUUGCGUGUCAUUGCACUGGACCUUGAAUCACAAGGCAUAUCAGGCUCCAUGUCGCCUUGCAUUGCCAACCUCACUUCGCUGGCGAGGCUCCACCUAUCAAACAACAGCUUCCACGGCGGCAUACCGUCCGAGCUCGGCCUCCUGACCCAACUCGCCGACCUCAACCUCAGCAUGAACGCUUUGCAAGGUAACAUCCCGUCUGAACUCUCUGCAUGUUCCCAGCUCCAGGUCCUGGGUUUGGGGAACAAUUCCCUCCAUGGAGAGAUUCCACCUAGCCUUAGUCAAUGCAAAUAUCUUCAAGAGAUUAACCUUAGCAACAACAAGCUCCAAGGGGGCAUCCCUUCUGCUUUUGGAAAUCUUCCUGAGCUGCGCAUACUAGUUCUCGCUAGUAACGGGCUCACCGGCAACAUGCCGCCAUCUCUGGGCAGCAGCCAUGUCCUCACGUACGUCGAUCUUGGGAGGAAUGCUCUCACAGGGGUCAUCCCAGAGUCCUUGGCAAAUAGUUCAGCUCUUCAGGUACUUAGACUCAUGGGAAAUAAUUUUACUGGAGAACUCCCCAAGGCUCUCUUCACCACCUCGUCGCUUAUUGCCAUUUGCCUCCAACAGAACAGUUUUGUUGGUUCAGUACCUCCUGUUACUGCCACAUCCCCCCCUGUUAAAUAUCUUGAUUUAAGGAACAACCAUCUUUCAGGAAGGAUACCUUUCUCAUUAGGGAACCUUUCCUCCCUAGUUCAUCUUCGUCUCACAGAUAAUCAGUUAGUUGGGAGCAUCCCAGAGAGCUUAGGCUACAUUCCAACACUGCAGAAACUGAGCUUGAGCGUAAACAACUUAUCUGGGCCAAUUCCACUGUCUCUCCUCAACAUGUCAUCCCUGAGAAUUCUUACCUUAUCGGAAAACUCAUUAAUCGGAAGAUUGCCAUUUGACAUAGGCUACACGCUCCCGAAUAUUCAGGCCUUGUUGCUCUCAAAGAACAAUUUUGAUGGCCCAAUCCCAGCCUCCCUCCUCAAAGCUUACCACCUAUACAUGCUUUACCUGAAUCAUAAUAGCUUUACUGGAUCCAUACCAUUCUUCGGUUCAUUGCCAAAUUUAGAGCAACUUGAUUUGGCACACAACAACCUAGAGGCAGGUGAUUGGGGAUUUGUCUCUUCACUCUCACAUUGUACUAGGUUAACUAAACUGAUGCUGGAUAGCAACAAUCUCCAAGGGAAACUGCCAAGUUCAAUCGGUAAUCUUUCCAAUAGUCUUCAGUGGUUGCUGCUAAGUAGCAACAACAUUUCUGGACCUAUACCAUCGGAGAUUGGUAACCUUAAGAGCCUCAACAUCUUGUACAUGAGUAACAACAGUCUCACUGGCAAUAUACCAGCAACACUUGGGAAUUUACAAAGUUUGGUUGAUCUAUCCCUUUCACAGAACAUGCUUUCAGGCCUAAUUCCAGAUAUUACUGGUAAUCUCGUCCAGUUGAGUAUGCUGGAAUUGGAUCACAACAACUUUAGUGGAAGGAUACCCGCAAGUCUAGCAAGAUGUACUCGACUCAAAAUACUCAAUCUUGCUCACAACUCACUGGAUGGGCCAAUACCAAGUAAGAUCUUCAAAAUCUCUACACUCUCUGAAGAGUUAGACUUGUCAUACAAUUAUUUGUCGGGAAGAAUGCCAGAGGAAGUUGGUAGCCUCAUUCAUCUGAAGAAAAUGAACAUGUCAAAUAACAGGCUGUCUGGCAACGUCCCGUCAACUCUCAGCCAGUGUGUGGAUCUGGAGUAUCUUGACAUGCAAAGCAAUUUCUUUGUAGGAAGCAUUCCACAGUCUAUUGCCAGAUUAUCCAGCUUAAAAAAUAUGGAUAUUUCUCAGAAUAAUUUAUCCGGACAAAUACCAGAGCCCCUCAAAUCCUUGAAAUCCCUCCAGUACCUCAAUUUAUCCUUCAACCAUUUUCAUGGUGAAGUUCCAAGAGGUGGUGUUUUCGACAUUGCUGGUGCAGUGUCAGUUGAAGGAAAUUAUCAUCUCUGUACAAGCAUUCCAACAGGAGGCAUGUCCCUUUGUUCUGCACUGGUUGACAAGAAAAGAAAACACAAGUCAUUGGUUCUGGUCCUAGCGAUUGUGUUGCCGAUUGUUGUUGUCACUAUAAUUAUUUUGUCAUGUAUUGUGGUAAUUUAUCGGAAGAAGAGAAUGCAAUCCAAUCCCCAUUUACAACAUGUCAACGAGCACAUAAAGAACGUAUCAUAUGAAGACGUUGUAAGGGCAACUGAUCGAUUCUCUUCUGCAAACUUAAUUGGUUCUGGAUCAUUUGGAAGGGUUUAUAAGGGCAGUCUCCAGUUUCAAGAUCAAGUUGCCAUCAAGAUUUUUGACCUUGACAUUUAUGGAGCACAUAGGAGCUUCAUAGCAGAGUGUGAAGCCCUUCGUAAUGUGCGCCAUCGAAAUCUUGUAAGAAUCAUUACUUCAUGCUCUUCAGUGGAUCAUACUGGGGCAGAUUUCAAGGCCCUAGUGUUCCCAUACAUGCCAAAUGGUAACCUAGAAAUGUGGCUACAUCCGGCGGAUCAUGAACAUGGUGAAAGAAAUACUCUGUCAUUAAGCCAAAGGAUUAAUGUAGCCUUGGAUGUAGCAUUUGCUUUGGAUUAUCUUCACAACCAGUGUGCAUCUCCAAUUAUACACUGCGACUUGAAGCCAAGCAAUAUUCUUUUGGGUCUUGAUAUGGCUGCAUACGUCAUCGACUUUGGCCUAGCAAAAUUUUUGUUCAGCGCACCAAAUGCACAUCAAGACAGAUCAAUAAGUGCCUGCCACCUAAAAGGAUCCAUAGGAUACAUUCCACCAGAGUACGGCAUGAGUGAACAGAUAUCAACCAAGGGUGAUGUCUACAGUUUUGGGGUGCUUCUGUUACAACUGAUAACAGGGUGCAGUCCAACUGAUGAUAAAUUCAGUGAUGGUAUAAGCCUUCAUGAAUUUGUUGAUAGAGCAUUUACAAAGAAUAUUCAUGAGGUUGUUGAUCCCACAAUGCUACAAGAUGACAUGAAUGCAGCUGACCUGAUGAAGAAUUGUGUUAUCCCACUGAUUGCAAUCGGCCUCUCUUGCUCCACGACACCACCAAAAGACCGGCCAGAUAUGGGACAAGUUUCUACUGAGAUCCUUAGAAUCAAGCACGCGGCCUCACAAAUGCGUGCCAGAUGAAGCAAACAUUUGGAAGAUGGCAACUUGCAACAGAAGCGCAUCUAAAGAAGAAAAGUGAUGUAACUACCUUACAGUGUUUUCCUUUUAGGAUUCAGUUACUGGCAUUUCCAAACAGUAAUAUUCUCUUGCUGCAAUAGCAUUUAAUGUAAUUUUUCUUUUAGUUUUAUUGAGUAGUAACUCUGUAAGCACCAUCCAAGGGAUUAAGGCUCAAAUGUCCAAUCAGAUUGAUUUAAAUGUUUUUAGAAGGUGAUUUGGGAUCCGAAAUGGGAAUCAAAGCUCGAAUCUGCACAUGAAUGCAAAUGCUGGUCCUAUGCGAGAUUUGGCAGGAAAGGAACAAGUGCACUUUCAGGGGCAAGAUCGCCUCCGCACACGAGUUUGUCACCGCAAUCAUACGAGCAAUGGAGCUAUGGCGCCCAGCCAGAGCAAACUGCAUUGAGCCCCCUUUUGGGGAACCUCCAUGAGAGAUUGUUAAUUCUCUGGCAGCCAAUAGGGCUGUACUUUUCUUUAUUUUCAGUUCAUUUCCUUUUCACCCUUGAUCUUAGGAGCCCCACCAUUUUAUCUUCCGUUGCUUCCUGCUAAUCAUCAAUCAGCCAGCAAUUUGCUGGAUCUUCCAAAAAAAAGACCGGUCAGAUAUGGGACAAGUUUCUACUGAGAUCCUUCGAAUCAAGCACGCGGCCUCACACAUGCGUGCCAGAUGAAGCAAAGAUUUGGAAGGAUGGCAGCCAGUGAAAGAAGUGCAUCCAAAGAAGUAAAGUGAUGUAACUACCUUACUGGUGCCCAGGCAAAAAAAACUUAUUGGUGGUUUCCUUUUGGAAUUCAGUUACUAGCAUUUCCAAACGUAUUACUGAUAUUCUCUUGCUGCAGUAGCAUUUCAUGUAAUUUUUCUCUAGGUCUGUUGUGUAGUAGUAUCUCUGUAAGCACCAUCGGAGGGAUAAAGCUCAACAGAUUUGCAUGCUUAAUGUCCAGUCAGAUUGAGUUAAAUGUUUUUACAAGAGUGAUUUUUGCUCCGAAUGGGAAUCAAAGCUCGAGUAUGCACAUGAAUUCGAACGAAAAAUAAAAUCCGCUACAAAGUAGUAACUCGAACCGAGUAGAUACAGAUUGGAUUUCGCCAAAUCCCCGCAGAAGAUGAAGCAGAUAGACAUAGCACACGC